AUGUUAUUGAUCAAUGAGCUCUUCCAGGUUUUCCGAGAAUCGAUGGCAAAGAUUUGCUGGGUUAAGCUUAAAUCUCCAAAUUUAACGACUGGCUGCCCUUUUGACAUCGUCACCGAGGGUCAACCGUCUCCCAUUCAAUCGAAUCAUCGGAAGCAUACCACCAUCCCAGUCCCUCGCGUUAUAAAAGUGUAUAUAUGUGGAAAGAAGCAGUACCUGGCCAUGGAUGCGGUUGACGGACAGACGUUAGGCUCUGCCUGGCCAGACCUGACUGAGGAGCAGAGGCCAAACAUCACAGCAUUUGUACAACAGCUACGAGGUCUCGUUCUGCCUGAAGAAGGGACCGUUGGCUCGACAAGUCUAGGGCCUAGCUAUGAUCAUCGACUCGGAGACCGUCACUUUGGUCCCUUUAACAAUAUUGCGGAUUUCCACUUUUAUAUUCGUCGCGACGUUCCGCUUGAGUUCUGGAACGAGUCGUACACCAUCAAGUACAGCCACGCAGAUAUAUGUCCUAACAAUGUACUGGUCAAGAACGGAAAAAUCGUCGUGAUAAUCGACUGGGAGGGGACAGGCUCGAAGAAGGGCUUAGCUGAGAAAUUAAAAGAAACAUCAGAGCCAUCAGAGACACCAUUCUCGCAUGCAGUAUUAACCAUUAGUGUGUAUACGGGUCAAAGGCCCAAUGCCGUCCUAAGCAUGGGGCAGACGUCUUUGUCUUUCUUACAUGUUAUGGUUUACUAUGUAAUUUUUGACGGUAUUAAAAUAUGUAUUUUGUACAUAAUACACCCCCUCAUGGGUAAACAAUGUAUGUACACCAGCGACUUUGGAUCUACUAUAUAG
Molecule: messenger RNA, 834 nt
Organism: Microsporum canis CBS 113480
Lineage: Eukaryota; Fungi; Ascomycota; Eurotiomycetes; Onygenales; Arthrodermataceae
Exons: 6
Coding region: 1-834 (277 amino acids)
Source: RefSeq, a predicted model, not a curated record